AUGGAUUCUGUUAAUGGUCAUAUCGUGAAGUUCAACGAUCGCUCGAGCUCGAACCAGUCUGGCAAAAAGCUCAUGUGUCCUACUACGAACGUCGUCACAAAGAACUCCUCCGAUUCACCAAGCGACACAAAGAUCCCUCCUCUUCCCAAAAAACCUACUUUUGAUCUAAACCUACCUCCGACCAAUUCUGAUGGAGGAAACUGUUCCAAGAACAAGAGAAAGAGGGAAUCUAUAAGGGAAGAAUCAAUCAACGCAGCUGUUCAGAAACCUCCCGUUAUGUUCACCCACCAAGGCAGCCUAAUAGAAGUAAAAGAGUCUUCCCCUUGGGUCAAAACUGAGUUCCUUGGGCAAGGGGCUUACGGUUCUGUUCACCUAGCGAAGUGCAAUAACCAAGAGAGGGCUAUCAAAACCGCACAUAUCUCACGUGCUUUGAGUCUCAUGGAUGAAGGAAAGAUCCUAAGACGUUUACAAUCUCCCUUCGUGGUCGGCUGUUUCGGCGAGGAGAUUGUACGUGAAGGGAAUGAUUUUCAUUACAACUUGGUCCUUGAGUAUUGCCCUAACGGAAGCAUGGGAGAUUUUCUCAAGAAUGUUGUCUCAUUGUUAGUGGAGGUUCCUGUUAAGCUGUUCGCUAAAGAUGUUCUGUCUGGUCUGAAAUAUAUUCAUGACAGAAACAUUAUUCACUGUGACAUCAAACCGGACAAUCUCUUACUCACCAUGGUUUUUGAUCAAGUACUUCAGAUUGACCGGUAUUUAAUGAAGCUUGGGGAUUUUGGUUUAGCACUGGAGAAAGGGACGGUGGCGUACCAAAAUGCAUUGGGUCAUAGGAGAGGUACUAAGAGGUAUAUGGCUCCGGAGCUACUAAGCCAUGGUAUUGUGGACUUCAGUGUUGACAUUUGGUCUUUUGGUUGUUCGUUUCUGGAGAUGUUAAGCGGAAGACGUGUUUGGGCUGACUAUCUCCACUUAGAUUAUGAUGAUUUCGUCAAUCUAAUUGGUAAAAGUAAUCUCGUGCCCUAUGUUCCGAAUUUUUUAUCCGCUGCAGCACAAGAUUUUCUCAAGAAAUGCUUGGUCAAGGAUCCUCAUGCAAGGUCGGGGAUCAAUGAACUCCUGAACCAUCCAUUUCUCAGGUUGGAUGUUUAA
Capsella rubella is the source of this 1137-nucleotide messenger RNA. RefSeq names its product mitogen-activated protein kinase kinase kinase 17. The record is from RefSeq and is a predicted model, not a curated record. NCBI's taxonomy places the organism in Eukaryota, Viridiplantae, Streptophyta, Magnoliopsida, Brassicales, Brassicaceae. The transcript has a single exon. Gene Ontology annotation, biological process: protein phosphorylation. Gene Ontology annotation, molecular function: protein kinase activity; ATP binding. Bases 1 to 1137 code for a protein of 378 amino acids.